GAGAUUCAGAGAGGUCAGGUUAUUUGCCUGAGGACACCCAGCCCAAGUCUAUCCUUAACACUGGCUCUAAUAAACUUCAGUAUGUGGUCCAGCCUGAAUGAGUGGCUGUGGCAGGAGAGGUUCUGGCUACCACCCAACAACUCAUGGGCUGUACUGGAGGACCGCGAUGGCCUGGUCUACGCUCACCCCCAGGACAUGCUGCUGGCCCUACCCCUGGCUCUGGCCCUGGUGGCCGUGCGCUUCACCUUCGAGAGAUUCAUAGGCCUGCCCCUGAGCCGGUGGCUGGGUGUGCGGAACCAGACCAGGAGGCCGGUGAAGCCCAAUGCCACGCUGGAGAAACACUUCCUUAUGGAAGGGCAGAGACCCACAGAGCCCCAGAUGAGCCUCCUGGCGACCCAGUGUGGGCUCACCCUGCGACAGACCCAACACUGGUUCCGGAGACGCCGGAACCAGGACCGGCCCUGCCUGACCAAGAAGUUCUGUGAGGCCAGCUGGAGGUUCGCCUUCUAUCUGUGCUCCUUCAUCGGUGGAAUCUCGGUUCUUUACCACGAAUCGUGGCUGUGGACGCCGGUAAUGUGCUGGGACAGUUACCCACAGCAGCCCCUGAAGCCGGCCCUGUACCACUGGUAUCUCCUGGAGCUGAGUUUCUACAUCUCUCUGCUGAUCACGCUGCCCUUCGACACCAAGCGCAAGGAUUUCAAGGAGCAGGUGGCACAUCACUUUGUGACCAUCACCCUGAUCGUCUUCUCCUACAGCACGAAUCUGCUGCGCAUCGGCUCUCUGGUGCUGCUAUUGCACGACUCCUCCGACUACCUGCUGGAGGCCUGUAAGUUGUUCAACUACACGCACUGGCGGCGCGUGUGCGACGCUCUCUUCAUCAUCUUCUCGGUGGUCUUCUUCUACACCCGCCUCGUGCUCUUCCCCACCCAGAUCCUCUAUACCACAUACUACGAGUCCGUGGCCAACUCGGGCCCCUUCUUCGGCUACUACUUCUUCAAUGCGCUUCUGAUGGCGCUACAGCUGCUGCACGUGUUCUGGUCUUGCCUCAUCCUUCGCAUGAUCUGCAGCUUCAUAAAGAAAGGCCAGAUGGAGAAAGAUGUUCGCAGCGACGUGGAAGAGUCAGACUCCAGCGAUGGGGAGGCAGCCCAGGAGUACCCGCGGCUGAAGAACAGGGCGGCUCACCGGCCGGGAGCAGCUCCCACCGAUGGCCCUCGGAGCCGGGCAGCUAGGCAGAUGGCCAACGGGCACACAUCAGCCACGUAG
Molecule: messenger RNA, 1263 nt
Organism: Lipotes vexillifer (Yangtze River dolphin)
Lineage: Eukaryota; Metazoa; Chordata; Mammalia; Artiodactyla; Lipotidae
Gene: CERS4
Product: ceramide synthase 4
Exons: 11
Coding region: 82-1263 (393 amino acids)
Biological process (GO): ceramide biosynthetic process
Cellular component (GO): membrane
Molecular function (GO): DNA binding; sphingosine N-acyltransferase activity
Source: RefSeq, a predicted model, not a curated record